AUGCUAACCAAUACUGACCACAGGACUACGGGACUCAAAACGACUUCACUAGUCGUAUCUGCCGGUGCUGAUGCUGUGUACCUACUUUUUAUGGUCCUUCACCUUGACUCACUCAAAGGAUACAUGGUCACAGUGUGUGGUUGGCUGGUUUCCGCGGUAAUUUUAUUCAACCUGAUCGGUAUCGAGACUCAGCAGCAUCAGCAAGCCCAAGCCAACACCAACCAGCACUCGAUAUAUACAGAGAGCUUUUACGCUUGCAUCAUAGCCGCAGGACUGUACACUCUAUCAGCGAUUCUGCUCGCAGUUUACAUGCUCAGCGCGAAAGCGAAGACUUUCACUUCGGCAGACAGGCGAUUGAUUGAAUGCACUAGCAUUGUCUUCCGCGUCAAUAUCUUUGUCAUUUUUCUUCUCGGUGGAGCAGCUAUAUACAGUAGCAUUGAAGGCUGGUCAUUGAUAGACGCUCUGUAUUUCACUGACUAUACCCUUCUCACCAUCGGUAUCGGGAACCUAACUCCCCAAACUCAUCUCGGCCGAAGUCUACUAUUUCCUUAUGCCACUAGCGGUAUCGUCAGCCUAGGCCUUGUCAUAACGUCUAUGACAUCUUUCAUCAGUCGGAUAAGGGACAUGAAGCUUAGGCAUAUAAUUCAAACCGCUCGACAAGGGUUCUCUAGCGCAGCAGUUCUAGAAAACGAACCACUCGAGAUUCGAUUCCCCAAAUGGACAGAAAUCAUGGAGUUGCAUACGAUCAAGUCCGACUUUUAUCGAAGGCGAAGAUGGGCAGAACUAGGGCUGUCUCUGAUUGCAUGGUUUCUCCUAUGGUUUCUUAGCGCUGCAAUUUUUCGUCAAUCCGAAACACAAGACGACUGGACGUACUUCGUUGCGCUAUACUUUACCUUCACCUCUCUCACGACUAUUGGUUACGGAGACUACUAUCCUCAGAGCAAUUUCGGCAGGGUUUUCUUUGUCUUUUGGUCUCUUUUGGCUCUCCCAAUCCUCACAAACCUGGUCUCAGUCAUGGGUGAUGUGUUUCACACAUGGUUGAAAUAUAUUUCCAGCCAUGUAUGGAGACACUUGUUUUACAAGUGUCGCACGCGCGAACCUCAUGAGCACGAGUGUACAAGACACUCAUACAUUACGUCGAAUGUUCCAAGCGGCUUGGGUUGUACUGAACAUACACAGGUCAAAUCUAGGAUGGUCUCAAUACAGUUUCAGCUACAGCUUGCUCAAGAGAUCCAGAGUCUCCUUUCUGCGAUGACAGAUGAGUCUCUUGAGCACAAGGAAAAAAUUUGUUGCACUUGGUCGAGGAUUAUUCCUCUGCUCCAUGCAGGGGAAUACAAUGCUAGCUGUUCGUCUGAGCGCACACCUUUUGUCCCUCCAAAGUCCGAAAAUGAGAUGAUGACAAAGUUCAUGGAUCCCCUGAAAGAACCGGCAGAUAGAAAUGCCGAGAUUUCGUGGAUGCUGACGUUGUUAGUGGAGAAACUUUGUUUGGAUUUGCGUAAUGAGCUAUCUGAGAUCAUGUGA
Messenger RNA from Penicillium cataractarum, 1521 nucleotides. RefSeq names its product potassium channel family protein. Bases 1 to 1521 code for a protein of 506 amino acids. Gene Ontology annotation, molecular function: potassium ion leak channel activity. The transcript has a single exon. Gene Ontology annotation, cellular component: membrane. Lineage: Eukaryota; Fungi; Ascomycota; Eurotiomycetes; Eurotiales; Aspergillaceae. Gene Ontology annotation, biological process: stabilization of membrane potential; potassium ion transmembrane transport. The record is from RefSeq and is a predicted model, not a curated record.